AUGAAGCAAGUAGACGCAGAAGACCCCAGAAUGGGAGGUGCACCCAGCGUCACACUUCCAGAAACAUCAGCCGCUCUUAAUGUAGAAGAGUACGCAUCGCAACCACAAAGUCAAGGUCGCACAGGUUUCCCAAAACAAGGUGGACAGUCGCUUUCGUAUUGGUUACAGCAAGUUCGAUGCGAUCCUCUCCUAGAUCACCGCACUACCGAUGAGCUACCACAACAAGCCGAUACGGUCAUAAUUGGAUCUGGUAUCACAGGGACACUUGUCGCGAAGCACCAUCUCGAGACGUUCCCUGGGAAGAAAGUCGUUGUACUCGAAGCGAGAGAGUUCUGCUCCGGCGCAACAGGUCGCAACGCUGGCCAUUGCAAACCUGAUCAAUGGCGGGGUUACGGGAAACACGCCAAAGCGUACGGCCAUGAGCAGGCGGUAAAGAUCCUGGACAACGAGCAAGCUACGUGGGAAGCGUUGGUGGCAUACGUUAAGGAGAACAACGUGGAUUGCGAUCUCUGGGUUGGAGAGACGCUGGACGUUCCUCUCAAUGACGAGGUUGCGAAGAUAGCUAAAGAACUAUUCGAGAGAUACGCGGAAGCAGGUGGAAAGGUCGACCAUAUCCAAGUUACCCACGGUGGCGAAGCGACGCAAAAGUCUCGGAUCAAGAAUGCGAAAGCAUGCUACGGAUGGCAGGCAUCGACUCUCCAGCCGUGGAAGUUGACUGCACAUAUCAUGCGCGACAAUAUCAGCAAGGGCGCCAAUCUACAAACUCGCACUACUGCGAAUUCAAUCUCAGACGGGACAGGAUCUCGGAGAUGGAUGGUCCAUACGGAGCGAGGAGACAUCGCAUGUGACACCGUGGUGCAUGCUACGAAUGCAUACAGUGCAGCACUCGAGCCAUCACUUCGCGGUAUCAUCACGCCCAAGCCGCAUAUGUGCAACAGAGUAGUUCCGGCGCAAGCCUUCAGCGGAUCCAAAGCUAUUAGCAACUCCUAUGGAAUCCUGCUACCGGAUGGUGCGUUCUUCAGUAUCAACCCGCGUUCGUCUUCCGAUGGCAACAUUAUGUUCGGUGGUUCCAAUCCAGGUCAAAAGGAACUGGAUGCGUGGGUUGAGAAGAACCCAGAAAACUGCAUCAAUGAUGGAAUCGCGAACCUGGAGAGUGUGACAAAGCACAUCAGGAACUUUGCAGAAUCUGAGUUCGACGGUUGGAAAGCCGGCCCUACAGGUCCCGGGGAAGGCUUUGAGUAUAGUUGGAGUGGCAUCAUCGGGCUGAGUGCGGAUGGUGUGCCGUUCGUCGGAGAGCUACCCGGAAAGUCUGGUCAAUAUAUCUGUGCCGGCCAUCAUGGACAUGGGAUGGGGCGAAUCUUCACAGCAGCACCUGGCCUGGUGAAACUCAUGAAUGGAGAAGCCUGGAGUGCGACGGGAUUGCCGGAGGCAUACCAGAUGACAGCCGAAAGGCUCAAGAAACUGGCGAGUAUGGAGCCUGCACCUGCCAUCGCGGUUAUAUGA
Molecule: messenger RNA, 1503 nt
Organism: Alternaria conjuncta
Lineage: Eukaryota; Fungi; Ascomycota; Dothideomycetes; Pleosporales; Pleosporaceae
Exons: 2
Coding region: 1-1503 (500 amino acids)
Cellular component (GO): cytoplasm
Molecular function (GO): oxidoreductase activity
Source: RefSeq, a predicted model, not a curated record